AUGUGCGGCUCGAUGGAUCUGAGUGAUAAAGGAUCAGGAAUUGAUGAACACCGUGUAUCUGUUUGCAUCUCAUUCGACAGUCCAAAUGCUGCAGCAGUUGCCCUGCGUUCACUUUCAGUGGAUCCUCCGCCUCCUAGAUCUACAGUGAAAGAGCAGCUAAAGCAGGACGCUUGUAAUCUCAUUUGUACGUUUUCAGCUCCUAUCACUCCUGAUAAUAAAAACCAACAGCUACGGAAGCUGCGAAUCGCCGUUAAUAGUUGGCUUGAUUUAGUGACUUUAGUUUCAGAAACAAUUAGUGCAUUUGGAACUAUUGAUGCUAACUUUUCAUCUUUACGUGCCAUUAAUGGCUUUUAA
Heterobilharzia americana is the source of this 354-nucleotide messenger RNA. Lineage: Eukaryota; Metazoa; Platyhelminthes; Trematoda; Strigeidida; Schistosomatidae. The record is from the annotation of a GenBank genome assembly.